This is a messenger RNA of Penicillium canariense, 1023 nucleotides long. RefSeq names its product allergen Asp F4 (gene aspf4). The record is from RefSeq and is a predicted model, not a curated record. Lineage: Eukaryota; Fungi; Ascomycota; Eurotiomycetes; Eurotiales; Aspergillaceae. Gene Ontology annotation, molecular function: IgE binding. The coding region runs from base 1 to 1023 and encodes 340 amino acids. The transcript has a single exon. Gene Ontology annotation, cellular component: extracellular region.
AUGCUCGUCAAGAACUCCCUACUCCUGGCCGCGGCCCUGACCGCUGGCUCCGCCGUUGCCCGCCUCCACGGCCAUGAGCGCCGUCACGCCCACCCCAAGGCUGAGGUUGAGGUUCAGGAUGCCAGCCUUCCCGAGAUCGAGGCUGAGGUUGAGAAGCGUGCCGUUGGCGAUGUCGUGACUGCCACCAUCGACGGUGUCCUCGUCACCUGGAUCAACGAGUGGUCCGGUGAGGCCGCUGCCUCCUCUUCCACCUCCAGCGUCAUCCAGGUCCCUACCACCACUGCCCCAGCCUUCACUGCCACCCCUGCCGCCGUCGAGUCCACUGUCGUCCCGACUCCUACCCCCAGCACCAGCUCGGGUGGUGCCUGGUCCGACACUCCCUCCAGCGGCGAGUACUCUCGCUCCGGAUUUGGUGGUGUCUCAAAGUCCGUGACAACCGGCCUCCUCGACUGGGACUACAUUGGCAACGUCGGUGUCCCCUGGGGUAGCAACAUCAUUGAAGUCGAGGAGAGCGCCGCCAACCAGUACAAGCACGUGCUGCGCUUCGAGGGCAGCCAAUCCGAGCCCUGGACUGUCCUCUUCUGGAACACCUACGGCCCCAACAACAAGAUGGACGGAUUCUGGGCCCCCAACAAGGCACUUUCGUUUACCCUUGAGCCGAACGAGGUCAAGUACGUCGCCAUCGAUGACAACUCGCAGGGUGGCUGGGCUGCCUCCCCUGGCGAGGUCCCCACCACCAACUUCGGCCAGUACGCCGCCACCUGGGGUGAGUUCGACAUGAGCAGCGAGAAGAACGACGGCUUCUCCGGCUGGGAUGUCUCCUGCAUCAUCGCCGAGCUCAACGGCCUCGCGAUCCAGGGUAUGCGCAUCUGCAACCACCUCGGCCAGGACUGCUCCAGCAUUGGCGCAGGCCUGUCCUCCCUGCUCAACGCCUACACCAAGGCCGACCAGGGCAACGACCACCUGGCUGUCGCCCAGGCUUCCGGCCCCGUCCGUCUUGUGGUCCAGCUCGACUACGCCUAA